Molecule: messenger RNA, 1242 nt
Organism: Acomys russatus (golden spiny mouse)
Lineage: Eukaryota; Metazoa; Chordata; Mammalia; Rodentia; Muridae
Gene: Flt3lg
Product: fms related receptor tyrosine kinase 3 ligand
Exons: 7
Coding region: 365-1159 (264 amino acids)
Biological process (GO): positive regulation of cell population proliferation
Cellular component (GO): membrane; cell surface
Molecular function (GO): cytokine activity; receptor tyrosine kinase binding
Source: RefSeq, a predicted model, not a curated record
GAGCUAGGAAGUUGGGAACUCAGAAAGGAGGCCACUGUGACAUUCCUUGUGGGAGAGGGUGGAGGCAAGGCCAGUAUGGUGGCAGCUGACGUGACUGGUACGGGUCGGACUCUAUGCACUUUGAAGCUGGAAGGCGUGGUUGCACCCUGUGGCUGUCGGUUCGCCGUCCAAGCUGAGGCCUGGGGCCGCGUCGCUUGUCACCACUAGAUGGCGCGUCACGCCCGGGCACAAACUCACCCCUGGCUCUGUCUACCCUAAAGCAUUCCUUUCACUUUCGGUCUUUGGCUGUCACCCAGCUCAGUCGUUCCACACCCAGCUGGGGCAAGCCUGACCCUGCCAUAGGCAUGAGGGGUCCCUGGCAGAGAUGACAGUGCUGGCGCCAGCCUGGAGCCCAAAUUCCUCCCUGCUGCUGCUGCUGCUGCUGCUGAGCCCUUGCCUGCGGGGGACACCUGACUGUUACUUCAGCCACAGUCCCAUCUCUACUGAUUUCCCCAAGAAGAUCAACAAGUUGACUGACCACCUGCUUAAGGAUUACCCAGUCACUGUGGCCAUCAACCUCCAGGACGAGAAACACUGCAAGGCCCUGUGGAGUCUCUUCCUGGCCCAGCGCUGGAUGGAGCAGCUGAAGACCGUGGCAGGCUCUGAAAUGCAAAACUUGCUGGAGGCUGUCAACACGGAGAUAUAUUUUGUCACUUCGUGUGCCUUCCAGCCCCUCCCAAAAUGUCUUCGAUUCGUCCAGACCAACAUCUCCCACCUCCUGCAGGACACCUGCACGCAGCUGUUCGCUCUCAAGCCCUGUAUGGGGAAGGCCUGCCAGAAUUUCUCUCGGUGCCUGGAGGUGCAGUGCCAGCCGGAAUCCUCCACCCUGCUGCCCCCCAGGAGUCCUGUAGCCCUAGAAGCCACCAAGCAUCCAGUGCCUCAGCACAGCCAGCUGUUGCCCCUGCUGUUGCUGCCUGUCACCCUUGUGCUGCUGGCCGCUGCCUGGGGCCUUCGCUGGCAGAGGGCAAGAAGGAGGGCGGCGCUCCGUCCCAGGGUGAGCCCAGCCUCCGGGCCAGUUGGAUGGAGCGGGUGGCAAGGGAAGAGGGUGGCGGGUGGCCUUGCAAGUGUGCUGAGGCUGAUCUUGUGGGGGCCUCAGGUGCCCCUCACCUCCCAUCCCUAGGAGGUGACACUUCUGCGUCGUUGACUCAGCCAGGCUUCUAUCUCGGUGAGUCCUCUACUUACACUGGACUGGCCAGGGUGAGG